Messenger RNA from Mollisia scopiformis, 871 nucleotides. RefSeq lists its product as uncharacterized. Bases 235 to 732 code for a protein of 165 amino acids. NCBI's taxonomy places the organism in Eukaryota, Fungi, Ascomycota, Leotiomycetes, Helotiales, Mollisiaceae. The transcript has a single exon. The record is from RefSeq and is a predicted model, not a curated record.
UUGAUCCACUAGCUAAUCUUCUAAGCACAUGACACAUCAAAAAGUACGAAGUCUUACACUAAGGCUGACUACACGCAGUCCAAAAUCAAACGCCAAUAUUAUAAAUUAAGUUCCUUUCUGCGAGGACGACAUGUUCUUGUAAUUUAACAACCGAUUCAAAAACUCACCCACUGCCAAUCUUUCAACUUCCAACAUCAAACCUCAGAUAUCACUCCAACGCUCACCUCCAACAAAAUGACGCUCUUCACUUCCAUCUUCCGCCCUAUCUACAAAUACUUCUCCAAACCCAAAAUAAACGCCACAGAAAAAUCUAGCAAAAAAAUCGAGCCAGAAAAACCUAACAAGGAAUCUGAUCCCGGCAACAAAAUCAACACUCAACCACAACCAAAACCACAACCAAAACCACAAACACCUAAAUCUAAGCCUCUCAGCUGGUGGGCCUCCAUAAAGCAGAAACUAGGCCUCGGGAAAAAACGCGAGAAUUGCAAUUGCCGAAACGAAUCGGCGGAAGAAGGAUUUGCUAGGUUCAAGCGUUGGGUUGAGAACGGUGGUAUGUUUGUUAAUCCGGAUGGAACGACGCCCACAAUCAGGGUAGUGCAUACGCCCACAACAAGGGUAGUGCAUAGUUGUUAUCAUCAUCGUCGUGCUCCUCGGUCUCGGGCGUGGAGGUUUGAUGAUAACGUGCUUGUGGCGGCGUACGGGUCUGGUAUGUUCGACGAGCACAGGUUUUAGGGGCUCGCUUACGAACAUGGGGACAAAAGUCCGUGCGUUCAGGCUGUAGAACCUCGAAAUUAAAACUCUUCACAUUAGGACUAAACUAUCAACAACUCCACCAUUAUGGAUCCUUUUACCACUCCACCUAUGUCUCCAC